Cuscuta campestris is the source of this 2935-nucleotide messenger RNA. NCBI's taxonomy places the organism in Eukaryota, Viridiplantae, Streptophyta, Magnoliopsida, Solanales, Convolvulaceae. The record is from the annotation of a GenBank genome assembly.
CCAUAAAUUCCAAUAUUUUUUCUGCCCUUUUACAUAAAUUCUUCCAGUUUACUUAGACACGCCUUAAUUUCGCUCCUACCCGAAGAAGAGGUACUUGGAAUUCAGCAUUUCAUUCCAGCCAUGGCUUAUCGAACAUCCGAUCUAGCAGGCCAAGUCAAUCCGGUUCAUCAAUUUGACAGAGAAGCCCUCCGCCACUAUUUAUCUGAGCAUGUCACUGGCUUCCCUCAUUCUCCAACUCAGUUCUUCGUUUCUCAGUUUGGACAUGGUCAGUCAAACCCUACAUUUCUCAUGGAGGCCCAUUCAGGAGCUAAGGCGAUGAAAUACGUAUUGAGAAAGAAACCUCCUGGUGAACUGCUUCAAUCUGCUCAUGCAGUCGAGAGAGAAUAUGAGGUCCUAAAUGCAUUAGGCACUCAUACACAGGUGCCAGUUCCAAAAGUCUUCUGUUUGUGUACAGACUCAAGUGUGAUUGGAACACCAUUUUAUAUAAUGGAGUAUUUGGAAGGGCGUAUCUUUAUUGACCCUAAGCUCCCUGACCUAACACCUAAACUAAGGAAGAAGGUAUAUCAUGCAACUACCCAAGCUCUGGCCUCAAUUCAUUCAGUUGAUGUUGAUGCUAUUAGUAUAUCAAGUUAUGGAAAGCGGAAUGGCUACUGUAAGAGACAGGUGGAGAGAUGGGCCAAACAAUAUCUGUUAUCCACGGGUGUGGGCAAGUCUGAGAGAAACCAAAAAAUGUUAGAACUGGCUGACUGGUUGCGGGAACACAUUCCUUUGGAAGAUUCUUCUGGGGAAACUGCAGGUCUUGUUCAUGGAGACUUUCGAAUUGAUAAUCUUGUGUUCCAUCCCAUCGAGGACAAAGUCAUUGGGAUUCUUGAUUGGGAACUUUCAACACUGGGUAAUCAGAUGUGUGAUGUUGCUUACAGCUGCUUGAACUAUAUUGUCAAUACUUCAAUGUUGAUUAUGGAAGAGAAUGAUGGUUUUGAACUUGGAAGUUUCCCAGAAGGGAUUCCUUCUCUAGCCGAAUACCUGGCAGAUUAUUGUUCAACAGCUAGAAAACAGUGGCCUGUUGCACAAUGGAAAUUCUACAUGGCAUUUUCCUUAUUUCGUGGAGCAUCAGUAUAUGCGGGUGUUCAUAACAGAUGGCUCAUGGGUAUUGCUUCUGGAGGUGAACGUGCCAAAUUGGCCGGAGAGAUGGCUAAUUCUCUUAUUAAAAUUGCAUGGUCAUAUAUUAGCAGAGAAGAUGUUCUACCACCACAACCCCCACUUGGUAUAAUUGGAUUAAAUCAAACACAACAAUGCAACCAUGGAAGUCAAAAUGAUGUGUUCUUCAUGAGAGCUAAAGUUGUGCCUAAUACAAAAGUUCAAGAUUUGAGAGACAGAUUGAUCAAGUUCAUGGAACAUCACAUAUACCCAAGGGAAAAGGAAUUCUACAAACUGGCUCAGUCUACCAUGUGUUGGACAGUUCACCCAGACGAGGAGAAGUUAAAAGAACUGGCAAAAAUGGAAGGCCUCUGGAACUUGUUUAUACCUCUUGACAGUGCAGCUCGUGCCAGAAAACUUAUUUUUGGAGAAAAAAAUCAUGCUCCUUCUGAGAAGGGAUAUGAUUGCUUAUUGGGUGCAGGACUAUCCAAUCUGGAAUAUGGGUACCUCUGUGAACUAAUGGGUCGUUCGGUUUGGGCACCACAGGUUUUCAACUGUGGAGCACCUGAUACUGGAAAUAUGGAGGUAUUGCUUCGCUAUGGCAAUGCAGAACAGAUGAAGGACUGGCUUGUUCCUUUGCUUGAGGGAAAGAUACGAUCUGGAUUUGCAAUGACGGAACCACAAGUUGCCUCUUCAGAUGCAACCAAUAUACAAUGCUCCAUAAAAAGGUUUGGGGAUUCAUAUAUCAUUAAUGGAAAGAAGUGGUGGACUAGUGGGGCCAUGGAUCCAAGGUGCAAACUUCUCAUUGUUAUGGGGAAAACUGAUCCAACUGCUCCAUUGCAUAAGCAGCAGUCUAUGAUUUUAGUAGAUAUUAACACCCCAGGUAUAACAAUAAAGCGGCCACUGGCAGUGUUUGGUUUUGAUGAUGCACCACAUGGGCAUGCAGAAAUAUUGUUUGAGAAUGUACGUGUCUCAGACAAGAACAUUCUCCUUGGAGAGGGGCGUGGGUUUGAGAUUGCACAGGGGAGGCUGGGUCCGGGAAGACUGCAUCAUUGCAUGAGGUUAAUAGGUGCAGCUGAACGUGGCAUGCAAAUGAUGGUUCAGAGGGCUACUGAAAGAAUAACUUUUGGAAAAUUUAUCAUGGAACAUGGUUCAUUCCGGUCUGAUGUUGCUAGAUGCCGAAUAGAGCUGGAGAAAACCAGAUUGUUAGUUCUGGAAGCUGCUGACCAGCUUGAUAGGCUAGGUAACAAGGAGGCUCGUGGCACCAUAGCAAUGGCAAAGGUAGCCGCUCCCGAAAUGGCACUGAAGGUACUUGACAUGGCGAUUCAAGUGCACGGAGCUGCUGGGUUGUCAGGGGACACCGUUCUGGCACAUCUCUGGGCCUCGGCAAGGACGCUCAGGAUAGCCGAUGGUCCAGACGAAGUCCACUUAGGGACCAUUGCAAAGUUAGAGCUACGAAGACCCAAACUCUGAUACACAUCCUCCCCAAUCUCACUGUUGAAGACAGAUGCAAUAUUACUGGAGUAAAAAUAUUUUCAUUACUGAAGAACAUCACGGUUUAAAGCAUGUUUAUACUCUGUGUGAUAUUUAUAAGAAAAAUAAGUGUACUCCUUGAAAAUACAUGCAUUUCAAGGAUUAUAUGCAUUAAUAAAUGCCUUUCAAAUAAGGGUACGACUAAAUCCACCCCUUGAAUCACAAGGACCACUCUUUCUACCCAAAUCUGCUAAAUCCACUCUACAUUAUGGAAGAUGUCAAAUGUAUAAGAGAGGGAGUGUAUUUAGCGAAUUUGGAUGAAGGG